UGCUCCUGUUUCCCAGGAUUCUCUCUGAUGGCUGACGGGCACUCGUGUGAAGAUAUGGACGAGUGCAUCACCAACACACACACCUGCAAGCCCAACGAGAGGUGUGUGAACACGCUGGGAGCCUUCGUGUGUGAGAGGCAGAUCUCCUGUUCGUCAGGGUACCAGUCGAGGAAUGGAGUCUGCGAAGACAUCGACGAGUGUGUGACCCGGACGCACGACUGUGGCGCGGCGAUGGAGUGCAGGAACAGCGAGGGCUCGUUCAGCUGCGUUCCCAAGCAGCAGCGCUGCUACACGGGGUUCACUCAGGACACCCAUGGCAACUGCAUCGACAUUGACGAGUGCAGCAGUCUGGCGGAGGCCUGCAGCUCGGGCUUCAACUGCGUCAACACGGUGGGCUCGUACACCUGCCAGCGGAAGGUGAUCGUGUGCAGCCCGGGCUACCACGCCAGUCCAGAUGGAGCCAGGUGCAUCGACGUUGACGAAUGUCAGACGGGCAUCCACCGCUGUGGAGAGGGGCAGAUAUGUCAGAAUGUCCCUGGCAGCUACCGCUGCAACUGCCAGACGGGCUACCAGUACGACGCCAUCCGCCAGACCUGUGUGGACGUGAACGAGUGCUGGCGCUACCCGGGCCGCCUGUGUGCCCAGACGUGCGAGAACACGCCGGGCUCCUACCAGUGCUCCUGCACCGCUGGCUUCUCCCUGGCCUUCGACGGCAAGAACUGCGAAGAUGUGAAUGAGUGUGACUCCAAUCCGUGCAGCCAAGAAUGCGCCAACAUCUAUGGCUCCUACCAGUGCUACUGCCGACAGGGCUUCUACCUGAAGGAAGACGGACACACCUGUGAAGAUAUUGAUGAGUGCUCGCAAAGUAUUGGUCACCUGUGUGCCUUCCAAUGUGUGAACGUCCCUGGUAGCUACCAGUGUGCCUGUCCACCCAGCGGCUACUCCAUGUCACCUAAUGGCCGCACGUGCAGAGACAUCGAUGAGUGUGCCAUUGGAUCCCAUAACUGCUCCUUGUCAGAGAGCUGCUUCAACAUCCAGGGAGGCUUUCGCUGUCUGUCCUUCGCCUGCCCCUCCAACUACAGGAAGGUGUCUGACACUCGCUGUGAGCGCGUGAGCUGUCAGAACGUGCAGGACUGCCAGAGUUCUCCGCUGCGCAUCACCUACUACCAGCUGAGCUUCCAGACCAACAUCGUGAUCCCGGCGCAGAUCUUCCGCAUCGGGCCCUCGCCCGCCUACGCCGGCGACAGCAUCAUGAUCGGCAUCACCCGCGGCAACGAGGAGGGCUACUUCAGCACGCGCCGGCUCAACAGCUUCACCGGCGCCGUCUACCUGCAGCGGCAGGUGCCCGAGCCGCGCGACUUCAUGGUGGACGUGGAGAUGAAGCUGCUCAGGCAGGGCACCUUCACCACCUUCCUCGCCCGCAUCUACGUCUUCAUCACGGCCAACGCCGCCACUUAGACACUUAGACACUUAGACACACUACACACACACACGCACGCACACACACACACUAGCUUCCUGGCCCGCAUCUACGUCUUCAUCACGGCCAACGCCGCCACUUAGACACUUAGACACACACACACACACACAC
This is a messenger RNA of Sardina pilchardus (European sardine), 1591 nucleotides long. RefSeq names its product fibulin-2-like. The coding region runs from base 28 to 1458 and encodes 476 amino acids. The transcript has 10 exons. Gene Ontology annotation, molecular function: calcium ion binding. The record is from RefSeq and is a predicted model, not a curated record. Lineage: Eukaryota; Metazoa; Chordata; Actinopteri; Clupeiformes; Clupeidae.